AGACAGGACGAACCGACGAAGAGCGGUCUUAUUCUCGAGGAUGGUCACCUGACCCUCGAGGAGAUCAUCAAACUCGACCUUCCGAACGCAGAGUUCGCAUUCCUGUCGGCAUGUCAGACGACGACUGGAGAAGAGAAACUGUCGGACGAAGCGGUGCAUAUUGCGGGAGGAAUGCUACUCGCUGGUUAUAAAAGUGUGGUCGCCACGAUGUGGUCCAUUCAAGAUGACCUAGCACCAGAGGUAGCGGACGAGUUCUAUAGACAUGUGAUGGCGGAUAGUGGACGACCAGACAGCAGGAAGGCAGCAGAGGCGCUUCACUAUUCGAUUCAACGGCUUCGCAAGAAGAAGGGAAUUGCACUUACGUCGUGGAUUCCGUUUGUUCACCUCGGAGUGUAG
Acaulospora colombiana is the source of this 396-nucleotide messenger RNA. The record is from the annotation of a GenBank genome assembly. Lineage: Eukaryota; Fungi; Glomeromycota; Glomeromycetes; Diversisporales; Acaulosporaceae.